UAACUUGAGGACAUCCAGUCUGUCUCACUAGUCUCACAAUGCUUUACAAUGCUUUAUUAUCACUAACAGCAUUUAUGUUUUGUCUUAGUCUUUUCCUGGUGCACAGAGCCAGUGUUUUAGAAAAAGAUUUUCGCAAACUCCAAGGGGACAUAAUUCUACAAUUAAAUCAGCCACGUUCUGAGGGAGUCAAUGGGAAAAUGGCCAAGAUGUCUAAAACAAGGGAGGACAUAAAGUCAAGUACUUUGCAGAAAGCUCAGAGUUCUCUGAAGAUCUCUUCCAGGAGAGUAAAACGGGAACAGGGCAGCUGCAGAGCUCCAACAUCAUUCCUGCAGUUAACAGCUAACAGUAACAAACACCCGGACAUUAGAGGAAAUAUAACAGUGAUCCCUUGGACUGUUUCUGCACAGCAAGGAAAUGCAAUUUCACAAAAGGAAAACAGAAUUGUUGUCCAAGAAGACGGUUAUUACUUGGUGUUUGGACAAGUUUGGUUCAAAAGCCCGGGCACAGUUAUGGGUCAUAUCAUUCGAAGAUGGAGUUCCACGAAAACAGGAACGGCAUCGACAGAGUUCUUACGUUGCCUGCAAGAAAUGUCUGAUGAAAGUCUUGAAAAUACGUGCUACACUGCAGGCAUAGUGCAGUUGCAUCAGGACGAUGAGCUAGAAUUGGUGAUACCAGACAGGCCCCAAGCCCUCAUCUCCAUGGACGCAGACUCAACCUUUUUUGGUGUCAUACAGCUGAACUGAAACAAGACAGUAUGAAGAUGAUAAUUAUGCAGCUCGCUGUCGCAGGAUGUAGAAAAACCGACAGUGAGCUGCGUGAGGGGAUGCUGAUAAAGGACAGAGUGACAGCGGCAGGAUAACUGCUGGGAGCCGUCAUUAAUCUCAGGAAAGUUACAUAAUGAACUUUUUAAAUGAACUGUCUCAUCUGUCAGCUACUUUAAAAAAAAAAAAGCUUCAGCUCUAUUUUCAGGUAGUCCACCUGGGCUUGUCCUCUAGCAUUGUUUAUGUGUGCUACCACCUCCUUUCAUCGGUCUAUUUUAGUCUCUCUCAUGCUGGGGGCUUCCCUCCAGCUCCAUCUCUGCGCUGUCUGUUUAUUUGUUCCUCUCAUCUAUUUUAGAAUGGUUUCCGCUUUCCUGAGACUAUGUCAGGAACAAACAAAGGUAUAAAUUUAUAUCGCUCGCUAGGUGUUUUCCUGGCUGACAAACUCUUUAAUGCUCUAAAUAUUUUCAUAUAUCAUUAUCAAGUUGUUAUGAAUUAAAUAAUAUGCCUUUGUACAAAUUAAUUCUGCUCAUAAUUAAUUGGAAUUUAUACAUCUGUAUAAUUGGUUGCAUUAAACACAUAAAUAUGA
Larimichthys crocea (large yellow croaker) is the source of this 1347-nucleotide messenger RNA. RefSeq names its product tumor necrosis factor ligand superfamily member 13B. Gene Ontology annotation, molecular function: tumor necrosis factor receptor binding; receptor ligand activity. Gene Ontology annotation, cellular component: membrane. The record is from RefSeq and is a predicted model, not a curated record. The coding region runs from base 39 to 743 and encodes 234 amino acids. The transcript has 6 exons. NCBI's taxonomy places the organism in Eukaryota, Metazoa, Chordata, Actinopteri, Sciaenidae. Gene Ontology annotation, biological process: positive regulation of B cell proliferation; immune response.